AUGCUGACAAAGUAUGCCCCAAAGAGGUCAUCAUUUGAGUAAGUAUUAUUAUGUCAAGUAUAUUGUAGGGUAUGCAGUGAUGGAUACUUUCUGAAAACAUAUAAAGGAAAACUUUGAAGCAACUGUUUACUAUAGGUAGCUUCAAAAUAAUGGUGUACACUAUGCUGAUAUUCCCACGUCUGCUGUGUGAUAUUGUUUAUCAUCCAUACAUUAUGAGAUAUGCAACAGGAACAUACAUGUACAGCUACAAAAUGUAUCUAUUUUUUGGCAGCCACUUGCUUACACUGCAAAUCAGUUAUGUACAUUUUAGUGGCAAUAUUUCAGUCAAUGUCCACAAACUUUACAUCGUUAAUUGGGGUGCCAUUCUCUUUUUUUGCUUUUUUUGGGGAAAAAUUUACAAUUAUUGUUUUGAUUUUUACUUGUUUUAGGUAUCCAUUUUUCAUCAUGAGAAUAAUGUUAGCUGCUAUUGAUCACAACAUGCAUUUGUUUAGAGGGAGUAAAACAAAGGCAGAUGGAACCGAGUGUGGGCACCGAAAGUACAGCAAGAGAACUAAAAAAUAUCAUGCAGAACCUGUCAAACAGGAUAAAGAGUACAAUUACUUUCCCUUCUUGAUAGCAAGAAUGCUAAAAGAAAGAUCCCAGUUCGAGGGAAGCUUCACUCAGCGCACGGACGACAACGCCUUUAAUCCAAAGCAGAUAGCCCCCGACACUUGGCAUGAAAGAACCUCCCCCAACAGAAGUAUUAAUGAAGGGUCCGUCACGUUUUGA
This is a messenger RNA of Porites evermanni, 768 nucleotides long. Lineage: Eukaryota; Metazoa; Cnidaria; Anthozoa; Scleractinia; Poritidae. The record is from the annotation of a GenBank genome assembly.